Molecule: messenger RNA, 1930 nt
Organism: Sebastes umbrosus (honeycomb rockfish)
Lineage: Eukaryota; Metazoa; Chordata; Actinopteri; Perciformes; Sebastidae
Gene: ldhba
Product: lactate dehydrogenase Ba
Exons: 8
Coding region: 179-1183 (334 amino acids)
Biological process (GO): carboxylic acid metabolic process
Cellular component (GO): cytoplasm
Molecular function (GO): L-lactate dehydrogenase (NAD+) activity
Source: RefSeq, a predicted model, not a curated record
CCUCCUCUCCUCUCUGCAGCCCGUUCAGCUCCACACUAUCAGCCUUCUCUCCUCAUCUCUCUGCAGCUGCUGGACUCUCUCCUCCACCAGACCCAGACCCGGACCCAGACCCAGACCCGGACCCAGCCAGACCACCAGCCGGAUCUCAGUCUGCAGAAACGCGUAAAGCACCGUCAACAUGUCCUCAGUGCUGCAGAAGCUGAUCAGCCCUCUGGCCAGCAGCCCCGCUGAGCCCCCCAGGAACAAGGUGACCGUGGUCGGAGUGGGCCAGGUGGGCAUGGCCUGCGCCAUCAGCAUCCUGUUGCGGGACCUGUGUGAUGAGCUGGCUCUGGUGGACGUGAUGGAGGAUCGUCUCAAAGGAGAGAUGAUGGACCUGCAGCACGGCAGCCUCUUCCUCAAGACCUCCAAGAUAGUUGCUGACAAAGACUACGCGGUGACGGCCAACUCUCGCCUGGUCAUUGUGACGGCCGGCGUUCGCCAGCAGGAGGGCGAGAGCCGCCUUAACCUGGUACAGAGGAACGUCAACGUCUUCAAGGCCAUCAUCCCUCAGAUCAUCAAGUACAGCCCCAACUGCACGCUCAUCGUGGUCUCCAACCCCGUCGACGUGUUGACCUACGUGACCUGGAAGCUGAGCGGCCUGCCCAAGCACCGCGUCAUCGGCAGCGGCACCAACCUGGAUUCGGCCCGUUUCCGCUACCUGAUGGCCGAACGCCUCGGCAUCCACGCCAGCUCCUUCAACGGCUGGGUGCUGGGAGAGCACGGAGACACCAGCGUGCCGGUGUGGAGCGGAGCUAACGUGGCAGGUGUCAACCUGCAGAAGCUGAAUCCUGAUAUUGGAACUGAUGGUGAUAAGGAGCAGUGGAAGGCCACACACAAAGCUGUAGUGGACAGCGCCUACGAGGUGAUCAAGCUGAAAGGCUACACCAACUGGGCCAUCGGUCUGAGCGUGGCGGACCUGACGGAGAGCAUCGUCAAGAACAUGAGUCGGGUCCAUCCUGUCUCCACCAUGGUCAAGGACAUGCAUGGUAUCAGUGAGGAAGUCUUCCUGUCUCUGCCCUGCGUGCUGAACAGCACCGGCGUGAGCAGCGUGAUCAACAUGACCCUGACGGACGCCGAGGUGGGCCAGCUGAGGAAGAGCGCCGACACGUUGUGGGGCAUCCAGAAGGACCUCAAGGACGUCUGAACACACCCGCACAUGAUACCCGUGAUGCACAGAAUCCCGUCGACAAAAGCACACUCCUUUUAUGACAACCCCUGUGUCUUAAACUGUACCGCUCUUAUUUUGAAGGAGAAUACCAGUGAGUUUCAAAGAUUGUGCGAGCAGUGAGAAUUUCAGUUUUACAUACAGUACGUCAUCCAGCCUGUUUUUAAUGUCAGCGCUGCAUUAUGUCACCAUCUACUUCCUGUCAAUCACCUUUAAGUCUAAGAAACACUGGUAUGCUCCUUUAAAAACAAUGAACUCCCCAGCAGUUAGUAGGCUGAAGUUACUGUGUUUGUGUUAAGAGAUGUAAGCUGACAUGUGUUACUGUAGUCUUUCAGCCGGACCAGUUGAAGCACAACCCUCCAAAAGCUCAAACCGUCACUGUUCCCCCGACACCACUUACUGCACUGAGUCGUUCCUUUAGUUCCCUGCAGGGAAUCACUAAGAGAAACACCCUAAAUGUCUCUGGAGAAACACCCUAAAAGUCGCUGUUUCCUCCCACCUUCGUCUCAAAGUGGUACUCUACAGCCGACAGACACUGAGUCAACACACGGUGAAGUCGUGACGUGUGAAGGUGGAUUUUUCUUCCCCUCCUGUUUGCUGAGUGUUACUGUAGCAAAGGGAGAUGGAGCAGCAGGAGAGGAGUGGAAACUCGUCUUUGAAACAUCAGUUUGUUACUGUCUGACCUUGUGCUGUGUGUAACUUAAUAAAUCUGAACCUGAUGAAGGA